Molecule: messenger RNA, 2737 nt
Organism: Culicoides brevitarsis
Lineage: Eukaryota; Metazoa; Arthropoda; Insecta; Diptera; Ceratopogonidae
Product: anoctamin-4-like
Exons: 4
Coding region: 127-2703 (858 amino acids)
Biological process (GO): chloride transmembrane transport
Cellular component (GO): plasma membrane
Molecular function (GO): chloride channel activity; protein dimerization activity
Source: RefSeq, a predicted model, not a curated record
UCUCUUUUUAGCAUCUCAUUGCUAAUAAAUAAUUCGCCUGCCAUGGAAAAAUUAUAGAUACUUAACUACUCAUGAAAGCACUUAGUGGACCAUUUUAACUGUGAUAAUCAAAAAAUUAACCAGACGAUGGAAGAAAGAAUCCAAAUAAAUCAAACUACCUCAGACAUGGCCGGACAUCCAAUCGACUACAUUCUCGUGUACAAGAACGACGAGCAACAGUUGGAGGAGAAACAUGAAAUAAUUCGGAGCUGCUUCCUCUACAAUUUGAAGCUAGAGGGACUUGAAUUCGAAAUAGACGCGAAACGGGAAUUUACUUUUGUCAAAAUUUACACGAACCAAAAUGUGCUGAGGAAGUAUGCGGAAUUGUUGCGAUGGAAAUUGCCGGCUACACAUCGCUCGUUGAAGAAACUCGAGGAAACGGAAUCUCAGAAGCAGUACAAAUACUUUGACAAUGUCAGAACGGACUAUAAAAUUCACUAUUAUUACUCGAAGGAAAUGAGCUAUUUAUUCAACGAUGAUGAACCAGAUUUCUUCAAGCCGGGCUUUCGGACAGUUGUGGUGGAAAAUAUUCUGCUAAAAACUCGUUUUGAUGUGAGGUUGGAUGAAGUAAGUGGCGACACUACGCCCACAAACUCGCCAAUGGAUGAGCAUUGCGAGAAAGGAAAGCCAGAUAUUUGUUGUGUGGGCAUCCAAAAAUUAAUCCAUGACGGCGUUUUUGUCGACAGAUUUUCGUUGCAUGAUGGUUCACAUGACGAUGAAUCAACAUUACGCGGCCAACUAUGGAAUGAAUGGGCUUCCUUGUGGAAAUGGAAUGGAUUCCAACCACUUGACAAAAUAAAGGAAUAUUUCGGAGCACAAGUUGCCCUCUACUUUGCUUGGUUGGGCUUUUACACUCACAUGUUGAUCCCUGCUUCGAUUGCUGGCAUCAUUUGUCUCGCUUACGGAUGGUCCAUGAUGUACAAAAGUCGUGUCAGCGAGGAAAUUUGUGAUCCCAGCAAUGAUAUCCUGAUUUGUCCGCAAUGCGAUCGAACGUGUGACUUUUGGAGACUUCGCGACACGUGUACUUAUGCCAGAAUCAGCAAUUUGUUCGAUAACGAUUUUACGAUAUUUUUUGCGAUUGCCAUGUGUUUGUGGACGACCCUCUUGCUGGAGCUGUGGAAACGAUAUUCUUCCUAUUUGGUGCACAAUUGGGGCUUGUCAGACUACACGAAACGCGUUGAACCGAAACGACCCGAAUAUUUAGAGUUCCUGUCAAAAAAUGGCGGUAUUGAAAAAACCUCGUGCACGAAGAGCCCACCACGUCCUCUACGAUUUGUGUUGAGUUAUUCAGCAUCGAUAUUUUUUAUUUGUCUCGUGCUGAUAAUCACUUUCGGGAUCAUCAUUUAUCGCAUGUCCCUUAAUGCCGCCGAGUCAAUUUACGGCCAUAAAGAGUCCAUUACGUACAAAAUAACGGUCUUGCCAGCGACGGGUGCCGUCAUCAACUUGAUUGCCAUUAAGAUAUUGAAUUAUUUUUAUUAUUAUGCCGCAGUUUUCCUCACGGAGCGUGAAUUGCAUCGCACACAAACCGAAUACGACGAAAGUUUGGGCCUGAAAAUUUAUUUGUUUCAAUUUUUCAACUAUUACUCGUCGAUUUUCUACUUGGCACUGAUCAAGGGAAAGAUGGUUGGCUAUCCGGGAAAGUACAUACGGAUUUUUGGGUUGCGACAAGAGGAAUGCGGACCUACGGGAUGCAUGUUAGAGCUAUUUAUACAACUUGUGAUCAUCAUGGUUGGAAAACAAAUCAUCUACACAUUACAAGAAAUUCUCUGGGAGCCAUUUUGGGGUCUAGUCUUCAAAAUUUUGGGCAAUAUCAAAGCAUGGAUGAUGAAAACCAAGAAAGAACGGUCGCAGGAUCAGUGGUUCAAGGACAACAAACUCACGUCGUUCACUUACAUGACGUUAUUUAACGAAUAUUUGGAAAUUAUCAUGCAAUUUGGAUUUGUGACGUUAUUUGUCGUGGCAUUUCCAUUAGCUCCUCUCUUCGCGUUACUCAAUAACAUCUUCGAACUUCGCUGGGAUGCCAAAAAGUUCCUGAAAUACUACCGCAAACCAAUUACUCGUCGUGCUCGCAAUAUCGGCGUUUGGUACAAUAUCAUGCAAAUUAUUUGUCGCUUGAGUGUUCUCAUGAAUUCCUUAAUAAUCGCCUUUUCGUCGAAUUUUAUCCCUAAAAUUGUCUACACAGUCCUCAAAAAGACCAACCACACAGAUAGCAAUAGUUACUUGAAUUUUACACUUUCUCAAUUUGCGACGAAGGAUUUUGAGAAUGGAUCAUCGCCACUUACGUCGAUUUAUAACAACACCGAGUUCUGCCACUAUCCAGCCUUUAGAUUCUCGCCAGAUGACGAAGAAGAUCAGUACAAACCCACCGUAGCUUAUUGGUACGUUCUCGUAGGAAGACUUGCGUUUAUUGUCGUCUUUCAAAAUAUCGUCGGUUUUAUUCAAAUUUUUGUCGAUUACGCGAUUCCCGAUAUGCCAGCACGACUUAAAGAGCGAAUUCGGCAUGAGGAGGCACUGAUAAGCGAAAUUAUCAAUGAAGGAAAGUUCGGAAAGGUGGGAAAGAAAUUGACGAAAUGCAUAGAUGAGCUGCGAGCGCGAAAGAAAAAGUCUGUGGUGACGGAAAAUGGGAAUGGGAAUUUGAGUUUUAUUGAAAAUACAAAAGUUUAAAAGAAAUUUUUAGUUGAUUUUUUCAAUGUCUGUC